Messenger RNA from Thunnus maccoyii (southern bluefin tuna), 1833 nucleotides. Its product is annotated as arginine vasopressin-induced protein 1-like. The transcript is spliced from 3 exons. The coding region runs from base 186 to 794 and encodes 202 amino acids. NCBI's taxonomy places the organism in Eukaryota, Metazoa, Chordata, Actinopteri, Scombriformes, Scombridae. The record is from RefSeq and is a predicted model, not a curated record.
GACAGUCGGCUCAAGGACAGAAAUUGAUCGCAGGUGAGGGACAUAAACAGACUGUCCUGCUACAAUUCAGCCAUUGUGGAAGCUCCCAUUGAAAGGGGAAGAACGAGAGCGCCGAGGGAGAUGCUGUAGGAGCAAACUGUUGUGGAUAUAACCUCCAAUAGUUCAUUUUCGGCAGAGUCCAGUGUAUGCCACCUUUCCCUGUGUUUCUUCGGAUGGAUACCGGACCCGCAUCCCCUCCGUCCUCAACGGUGGCGGGCCCUUCCCCGCUGUGGCGGCUGGCUGAGAGGCGGAGCAGGAAGGCUGGCUCAGGGAACAUUUUCAGCAAUGUGAAUCUGUGGCAGCUCCAGAGGCUGUUCAGAGCGGCUGGGGACCAGGAUGCGGAGCAGAGGGCCCAGCUGGUUUGGGGCCACAGAGACGAGGCUGAACUGGCCCAGGCUUUAAUAGGACUGAGGGCCCGGAGUCACCGCAGAGGGCUGAGGACUAAUGGGAGAGACGUGCUUGGCUCACACUGGCUGCGAGCCUUCAAUCACCUCAGGAUUGGGGAGAACUUGCCAAGCAGCCAGGGGAAGGAUCCUGCGGAGGAGAGUGAUUCUGAGGCCGGAGCUCACGGCAGUCCAGAGCCAUACCGACACACCUCGGUAGGGACAACAGGAAGAGGCACAGGGGCCACGGGGGCACUAAGUAAGAGCCAGGGCCCCACAGGGACAUCCGAGAGACCAGUUAGAUCUGGCUCAGGACUACGGAGAGGAGGAGAGAACGACCCAGAGAGAUACCUCCACCGAAUACUCCACUGACUUGACCAAAACCUCUGAAAUGUCAAACUGGCUUUUGGUCUGCACAGCCCGAUUACUGUUCUGAUGUGAUGAGACGCUGGAACAAGGUUGAAUUAACUCCUAGGAGGAGCAACAUGGUCGCUGCCUAAAUGUCUGUCCUUUCAUGGUGCUGCACUGUUACCUGUUGCAGACACAAAACUUUGACUGACAGUUUUAUAUUGUGGUUGCCUCUCAAGAAAUGCCUUAUGUGUUCUCCUGAGUUCAUCCUACCACUCACGCUAAGCUCGCAUACUGAUAAUUAUCGCCAAAAUAAUCAGGAUAUGGACAGUGAUGUCAUUUUAAGUAGUUUUGUUGUUCAGUGGUGUAAAUCAAGAAGUGAACAUGUGAGUAAUUUGAAGUUAUUUUAUAAAUGUUUCCAUCUUUAUAUGACCCAGUGUUUAUCAGUCUGAAAGUACUGUUGUUAUUAUGUAUGGCUGCACUGUGAAUUAACUUAUCAAUAGAUAUAGUCACCUCCUGUAUCACAAAUAAAGCCAUAUACGUAGAUGUACUGUGUGUGUAUUAGCUUGGAACGAGCCUAACUUCUGAUUUUGAAUUCAAACUACUUGGGUAAAUUGGGAAGAGAGUAGGAAGUAUCAUAAGAUAUAGUAAUACAUGACCAAACAUAACAUGUCACUGGACACGUUGACUCAGACUUAAUGACAUGUCACAUAUCUUGUACUGUACUUGUACUUUCAUGCAACCGCUGCAUCAGGCACCUCAGCCAGCCACUAGUUUUCACUUGGUGAAAAUAAAUCAUCAGGUGGUCAACACUGCCAAGAUACCAAAAAAAAUAACUGCAAGGCCAAACUCAAAAGCGUUUCUUACUGUCCAGGGAAUGACGGACUUUUUCUGUUAUUAAAUUUUGAAUGGUAACAGUGUAAAAUCCCACUGUGCCUGUGAAAGACUAUUUGUCACCAACCUCAUCAGAUUACUGGAAACUUGAUGACGUUUUUUGAAAAUACUGUUUUGAUGUGUAAUUUUUAGAUUUAUGGUAAUAAAGAAGUGAGUGUUUGUAUUGAUA